GUGGCUUGAGCACCGAUAGCUUCGGCGUGGAAAAACGGGACCUUGAACUGACAGACCCGAGCAAGUUUUCUCCACACAGCGCGACUGUCGCCUACACAGGGAAAAUUUCCAUCGACGCGCAUGGAAGCUGGAAUCAGGAGGGAAUAAUCAACUUUGUCAGCGCAGGAGUGCAAGAUAGGCCACCUUCCCCGGGAUCAUUCUCCACGGGCUCCCCGUCAGACCCAGACUGCUCCAAAAUAGCUCAAACCCUUGCCAACAUGGAGCAUAUGUACACAGGCCCGCCCCCUUACACCUGUAGUGCCGAUGGUUACCAGGACCCCUCGGCUUACCUAUCGACCACCACGUGCCCCAUAACUUACGCAACUCCAUCCUACUCAACCCCAAAGCCAUCUAUAGACGGGACGCUUUUCUCUAUCUUUCCAGACUAUGGGGGGUUUUAUCAGACCAGCAACAGCCAAAGGGACAACAUGGCUGUGUUUCAGGACAUCAAGCCAUUUUCGUGCGCUUUGGAGUCUAUCAGAGUCCCCCCACCUCUGACUCCCUUGAACACCAUUAGAAAUUUCACUCUGGCGUGUCCUGUUGACGGGCCGAGGCCGCCUGUGGAUUGCACCAAUCCGCAAAGCGUCCCACUCAGGCCGAUUCUGCGGCCACGGAAAUACCCGAACCGACCGUGCAAGACGCCGGUCCACGAGCGGCCGUACCCCUGUCCGGCGGAGGGAUGCGACCGGAGGUUUUCGCGCUCGGAUGAGCUGACGCGCCACCUGCGCAUCCACACCGGCCACAGGCCGUUCCAGUGCCGCAUCUGCAUGCACAGCUUCAGCCGCAGCGACCACCUCACGACGCACAUACGCACUCACACUGGAGAGAAGCCCUUCUCCUGUGACUUCUGCGGCAGAAAGUUUGCCAGGAGCGACGAGCGAAGGAGGCACACAAAAAUCCACCAG
Messenger RNA from Sinocyclocheilus anshuiensis, 944 nucleotides. Its product is annotated as early growth response protein 2b-like. The annotation marks the transcript as partial. NCBI's taxonomy places the organism in Eukaryota, Metazoa, Chordata, Actinopteri, Cypriniformes, Cyprinidae. The transcript has a single exon. Gene Ontology annotation, biological process: regulation of transcription by RNA polymerase II. Gene Ontology annotation, molecular function: DNA-binding transcription factor activity, RNA polymerase II-specific; RNA polymerase II cis-regulatory region sequence-specific DNA binding. The record is from RefSeq and is a predicted model, not a curated record.